UUUUUUUUAAAUUGACAAUUCAGAUUUCUUUCAGUGUCGAUCUGAACUGUCAAUUUGUCAUGUGGAUAUUAUUUGAGAAUUGAUUUUGUGUUUCUUAUUAUUUAAAGAACCGUAUCUUGAUUAUAUUUCAUUAUGAUUCGAAGAUGCUUAAUUCUUCCGCUGAGGAAUGGUAUUACAGUCUGCCGUAACAAUUCAACUGCCGUAGCAGAACAAGCGGAGUCCACACAAGAAAGCAAUACACCAGCAAAAAAUCCACUUGAUCAUCCAGACUACUUUCAAGUGCAUAACCUCUUUACUGUCAAAGAUCUAUUUGAUGCAAGAGUUCAUUUUGGACAUAAAGAAGGAUCACUAAAUGAAUUUAUGACACCUUAUAUUUAUGGUUCAAGGCAGGGACAUCUGAUAUUUGAUUUAGAUAUAACUGCAGAACAUUUGCGCAAAGCCCUUAAUUUUACAGCCCAUAUUGCAUAUAGAGGAGGAAUUGUCUGCUUUUUUAAUAGAAAUGCAUUAAAUGCUCACUUAGUAGAAAAAACUGCACUGGAAUGUGGUGAAUAUGCUCAUACAAGGUUUUGGAGAGGAGGCAUCUUUACAAAUGCAGAUCACCAGUUUGGUGCAAUUACUAGAUUACCUGAUCUCUGUAUAUUUUUGAAUACCCAGAAUAAUAUUCUUAAUCAACAUACGGCAGUAAGAGAUAGUGCAAAACUAUUAAUACCUACUAUUGGGAUAGUGGAUUCUAACUGUAAUCCAAAUUUGAUAACCUAUCCUGUUCCUGGAAAUGAUGACACUCCAGUAGCCAUUGAAUUAUACUGUAAACUUUUUAAAGCUGCUAUUACAAGAGGAAAAGAGGCAAGAAUGAAAUUUUUGCAAGAGAACAAUUAACAAAGAUAAUUUUAUUAAACAUUUAUUAUAAACAACAAUUGAAACAUAUAGAAUAGGAAAAUAAUUUGUUUUGUAAACAAUAACAUUAGAUAAUAUUCUUAAUUAACAAAGA
Molecule: messenger RNA, 988 nt
Organism: Vanessa tameamea
Lineage: Eukaryota; Metazoa; Arthropoda; Insecta; Lepidoptera; Nymphalidae
Gene: mRpS2
Product: small ribosomal subunit protein uS2m
Exons: 3
Coding region: 133-876 (247 amino acids)
Biological process (GO): translation
Cellular component (GO): ribosome; mitochondrial small ribosomal subunit
Molecular function (GO): structural constituent of ribosome
Source: RefSeq, a predicted model, not a curated record